AUGUACCCGGCGGGGGCCAUGGUGGCGGCCGCGGCGGCGCCGGCGCGCCAGGCGGCGUCGCGGGUCGACAAGGCCACCAGCCACCUGCUCAUGGGCCCCGACUGGGCCGUCAACCUCGAAAUCUGCGACAUCAUCAACGCCGACGUCUGGCAAACAAAAGAUGUGGUAAAGGCAGUGAAGAAGCGAUUGCAACAUAAGGAUCCGAAAGUUCAAUACUAUGCUUUGACGUUAUUGGAGACGAUGAUGAAGAACUGUGGAGAAUAUGUUCAGUUUGAAGUCGCUGAACAGCAUGUUCUGCAAGAAAUGGUUAAAAUAAUCCAAAAGAAGAACGAUAUGCAAGUAAGGGAUAAGAUAUUAUUACUUUUGGACUCCUGGCAAGAAGCAUUUGGUGGACCUGGAGGUAAAUACCGGCAGUAUCACUGGGCAUAUCUUGAAGUAAAGCGGACAGGUCUAGUGUUUCCAAGACGUCCCAUAGAUGCCCCACCAAUACUUACUCCUCCUGCAAUACACAAUUCUCAAAACUAUGGUUCACCUGGAUAUGCUGCAGGAAGUUUGAAUGAGAGAAUGUCCUCCGAUGUUGAUACUCUGAGUUUAGGAGACUUGAAUAAUAUUCGAAAUGUGACGGAGUUACUGAAUGAUAUGGUGUAUGCUUUGAACCCAUCAGAUCCAGAGGCCGUCAAAGAUGAAAUCAUCACAGAUCUCGUGAGCCAAUGUCGCUCAAAUCAGCAAAAGCUCAUGCAGUUUGUCAGUUCGACAGGGAACGAGCAGUUACUAAAGCAAGGUCUCGAAAUAAAUGAUCGCCUACAAAAUGUGCUUACAAAAUAUGAUGCCAUCGCUUCUGGUACUCAUUUGGCAGUUGAAGCUCCCGUGAGGGAGACAAUUGAGUCUCCUAGGGAGGAUCCACCAGCAAAACCAUCUUCAUCUCCUAUUGAACAAAAUGACGCUUCCAAUGAAGAGGAGGAUGAGUUCGCUCGGCUGGCUCAAAGAAAAAACAAAUCUGUGAUAAGUAGCGAUGAGACGUCAUCAAGCACAAGCACUGUGGACCUUGCCCUCGUACCCAUUGAUCUGCCAAGCUCAGAAUCGCCACCUUCUGUUGCAAGCAAUGCAUUGGUUCCCCUUGAUCCAGCUCCUGCCACUAGUAGUACUCAAACCAAAGAGCAGGAUAUGAUUGACCUUCUAAGCCUCACUUUGUGCAGCCCUACUGAUGAAACUUCUACAGAUUCUUCAGCACAGGGUCAAAAUGGCCUCCAGCAGCCUCCAGAUGGGCAACAAAAUCCUACUGGUAUGCCCCAGUAUCCUCCAACCAACCAGCCAUACUCAGUAAACCAAGGAUAUACUCCACAGAAUAGGAACUAUGUUGCACCUUGGGCCCAAACUGGACCAUAUCCAUCUCAAGCCCAGACCGGACCAUAUCCAUCUCAAGCCCAAACCGGACCAUAUCCAUCUCAAGCCCAAACCGGACCAUAUCCAUCUCAAGCCCAAACUGGACCAUAUCCAUCUCAAGCCCAAACCAGACCAUAUCCAUCUCAAGCCCCAGCAUACGCAUCCGGAUAUCCAGUGCCACCUUGGGCGACACCUCCAACUGUCAAUUCUAAUCCUUUCCUGCCGGCUGCUUACCAAGAACAACUCCCCUCGGCAGCAACCACCUACGCAGCUCCCUCACCUUCAUAUAGCUCUCCUCCAGCCUCCCAGCCAAUGCAACAGUACAGUUCUGUGGGUUCUUCAACAAGCAAUGGUCUAACGAUGCCUCAAGCUCCAAAUGGGAAUCAUCAACCGAAGGAUUCUUCAGCAGCGGCAAGCAAACCUUACUACAUACUCGAUAAUUUGUUCAGUGAUUUGAUUGACUUGAAGAGCACCAGUGGUGGAAAUAAGACUGGUACUAGUUUGGGUAGCUCAAAUGGUGGCCAGCCUAUGAUUGGUGGAAAGAAAUAA
Triticum turgidum subsp. durum (durum wheat) is the source of this 1932-nucleotide messenger RNA. The record is from the annotation of a GenBank genome assembly. NCBI's taxonomy places the organism in Eukaryota, Viridiplantae, Streptophyta, Magnoliopsida, Poales, Poaceae.